GCCGGAAGAAGAGCCCGCGAACACUUGGAAUUAUGGCGGCGGUGGAUAUCCGAGAUAAUCUGCUGGGAAUCUCUUGGGUUGACAGUUCAUGGAUCCCCAUUUUGAACAAUGGAAGUGUCCUGGAUUACUUUUCAGAAAGAAGUAAUCCUUUUUACGACAGAACGUGUAAUAAUGAAGUGGUCAAAAUGCAGAGAUUAACAUUAGAACACUUAAAUCAGAUGGUUGGAGUGGAAUACAUCCUUUUACAUGCUCAAGAGCCCAUUCUUUUUAUCGUUCGGAAGCAACAGCGCCAAUCGCCUACCCAAGUUAUCCCACUGGCUGAUUACUAUAUCAUUGCUGGAGUGAUCUAUCAGGCACCAGACUUGGGAUCAGUUAUAAACUCUAGAGUGCUUACCGCGGUGCAUGGUAUUCAGUCCGCUUUUGAUGAAGCUAUGUCAUACUGUCGAUAUCAUCCUUCCAAAGGUUAUUGGUGGCACUUCAAGGACCAUGAAGAGCAAGCAAAAGUCUGGAGAAAAGCCUGUCCCAGUGGAUCAGACAAAGAAAGAGGCAGAACCUACACCAGAAACUGUAAAAUCUGAGGAGAAGGAGACCACAAAGAGCAUCCAACAGACGGUGAGCACUAAAGGUCCCCCUGAAAAACGAAUGAGACUUCAGUGAUUAUUGGACUAGAGAGAAGCUUGCAAGACUUCUUGUCUAUUAUUAUACCUCAUAACUGUGACCGGGCUCUUGAACUUUAAAAUUCUCUCACAACCCCCUCAUUUGUAUAGAAUGUGCUUGUUCUUUAAGAAAGGAUGUAAGGACCCUCAUGCUUUUGAUAUGGAUAUUUGUAUGUAUCUUACAUAGCCUUUUCCCUACAGGACUUGCUUGAGCAGCCUCCUCACUCACAUGUAUACUGUUUAUAUAUAUUUAAAACCAAAUAAAGGUAUUUGUCUAAAUUACUUUA
Molecule: messenger RNA, 943 nt
Organism: Molossus molossus (Pallas's mastiff bat)
Lineage: Eukaryota; Metazoa; Chordata; Mammalia; Chiroptera; Molossidae
Gene: MED6
Product: mediator complex subunit 6
Exons: 7
Coding region: 33-578 (181 amino acids)
Biological process (GO): regulation of transcription by RNA polymerase II
Cellular component (GO): core mediator complex; mediator complex
Molecular function (GO): transcription coactivator activity
Source: RefSeq, a predicted model, not a curated record